Messenger RNA from Meira miltonrushii, 467 nucleotides. RefSeq lists its product as uncharacterized. Bases 74 to 394 code for a protein of 106 amino acids. The transcript is spliced from 3 exons. The record is from RefSeq and is a predicted model, not a curated record. Lineage: Eukaryota; Fungi; Basidiomycota; Exobasidiomycetes; Exobasidiales; Brachybasidiaceae.
UAUCAAUGAAACAUUCGCAAAAUCUUCAAAAUCACCAUCUCUGUCAUACGUCUCAUACACACCCAUCGAAAAGAUGGCACAGGGAUUCAAACCAUCCAAAGCCGGAUCUUCUAGUAAGAGUAAGACUACAUCAUCCACUAGAACAAAGACUGGACCAAAAAGAGGACCCAGAGUGAUUGCACCACGAAAGCAAUCUGCAGUAACACAAGCAUCACAGAAAAAGAAACAACAAGCGUCCCUAACGAAAAAGAUUGAAUCUGAUAUGGCAGGAAGAGCUGCAGGAGGUGGUCCAUUGACAAUCAUGAAAAAAGCCGGUGACGCUACUCUAAAAGCACAACAAGACGAAUUCGAUCGUAAGAUGGCAAAGAAAAAAGCAACAGGAAGACCUCAAUAAAGGGAAAGAUGACUAUUGAACACUGUACAUUGAACUAUGCUAAUCAUGAUACCACCACAGGAAGACUGAAUGU